This is a messenger RNA of Cottoperca gobio, 519 nucleotides long. It is a transcript of the gene calml4a, whose product is annotated as calmodulin-like 4a. Gene Ontology annotation, cellular component: myosin II complex. The coding region runs from base 58 to 519 and encodes 153 amino acids. NCBI's taxonomy places the organism in Eukaryota, Metazoa, Chordata, Actinopteri, Perciformes, Bovichtidae. The record is from RefSeq and is a predicted model, not a curated record. The transcript has 5 exons. Gene Ontology annotation, molecular function: calcium ion binding.
GGUGACGCCGACCACAGGAAACUCUUCUUCCCGGAAAGAAACAAAGCAACUGCAAAAAUGGCUAAAUUCUUCACGCCAGUUCAAAUCAAUGAGUUCAAGGAGUGCUUCUCCUUGUAUGAUAAGAAGCAAAAGAGCAAGAUUGUUGCCAAAGACCUGAUCACAGUUAUGCGCUGCCUGGGAACAAGCCCAACGUUCGGUGAAAUCGAAAGACAUCUACAAGUUCACAAAAUCGAAAAGACAGGUGAGCUGGACUUCUCUACGUUUCUGACGAUGAUGCACAGACAGAUGCAACAGGAAGACCCCAAGGCAGAAAUCUUGGAGGCCUUGAGGAUGACGGACAAACAGAAGAAAGGAUUCAUCCAGGCAUCCGAGCUCCGGGCCAAGCUCACCAAGUUGGGGGAGAAACUCACGAACAAAGAAGUGGACGAACUCUUCAAAGAGGCAAACGUCAAGUCAAACGGGACCAUCAACUACGAGGAGUUCACCCAGAUGGUGACGCUGCCGCCUGUCGAUUACUGA